GCAAGUAAUAAAACGUUUCAUUUGUAGCAUUUAUGCUGCGGCUUAAGAGUAAUAUACAUUGGGGGCAAAAAAAUUACCCACCUUUUUUAAAAAAAACGACGCCAUUUUGACAUAUGAACGGAGAAAAAGUGAGUUAAAAAAUUGAGGAGAAAGGUACUUUCACUGAGAAGGAUUAAGCAUGCCGUUGAAGAACCACAUUUUGUGUCAAAUUGAAGGAACAGAGCGUUGUGCCGUUCGUCUGUUCGCCAAACUGGCACAAUUUUUUACUUAAAAAAAGAAAAAAAACAGAAAAGGGGGUAAUUAGCAAUUCGCCAGUUGCAUACAUUUAUUUACCCGUCCUUUUGGAGAAAAGAAAAAAGGAGCUCUCAUUUUUGAAAACUCUCAUUUGAAGAAUUAUCAUUCUGCCUCAUCGUCAUUGCAGAAAAUGAGUGAACAGAGAGAAGAGGAAAGUAAAGAAAAAGAAGUGGUCCAGGAUGUUGAAGCGAAGGAGGAGGGGAAAGAAUCAGGUACGCCACUAAAUGGAGACUCAAGUGAUUCUAAGAAAAGGAAGGAAGGUGCGGAGGAUUAUAGGCAGGCCGUGGUGAAGAAGCGUGCCCUGCCUGGUGAGGAUGAUGGUGCGCAGGUGAGUACGCAGGCGAGUGCGCAGGCAGAUGGUGCCGUCGAGGUGCGAGUGGAGGAGAAAGAAGAAGAGAAUGAUGAGGGGGAUGAGGAAGAUGAAGAAGAAGAAGACGUUGAUGAUGAUGAUGAAAAUGAUGACGAUGAGGAGGAGGAAGAUGAAGAAGAAGAAGACGUUGAUGAUGAUGAUGAAAAUGAUGACGAUGAGGAGGAGGAAGAUGAUGAGGAUGAGGAGGAUGAAGAUGAAGAUGAUGAUGAUGAAAAUAAUGAUGAGGAGGAAGACGAAGGAGAUGAUGAUGAUGAUGAUGAUGACGAGGGAGAGGACGAACGAGACGCACUCGAGGACGGCGCGGAUGAAGACCCCUACUUGCUGAAAGACGCAACGUACAUCCAAAAAAACGAGCUCUGGAGAAACCGGCAGAGAGUCCUGAUCGUGAGGUCGCCGCUAAAAAAAAAGAACUGCAAAUCGUUCGUCGAAAAUUUAAAGCUGUUGCUGCCGCAUCAUAAGACGGAAAGCAAGUGGAACAAAAAGGCCAAAAAAACUGACCUGUGCGACAUAAGCUACAGCAGAAAUUGUAAUAACAUUAUCUUUUUUGAUAUAAAAAAAAAAAGAUAUUGUUUGUGGAUUUGUAAAAAUAAAACAGGGCCUUCCCUAUAUUUUGAGAUUUUGGAUUAUAUCCCCCUGCACAGUUUACUCUUUUCGGGGAACUGCUUACUUUAUUCCAGGCCGCUUUUAAUUUUUAGCAAGCCAUUUGACGAAUUGGAGCACCUGAAAUUGAUUAAAGAGGUUUUCAUUCAAGUGUUCGGGACGCCUAACUACCACCCGCUCAGCAAGCCCUUCUACGAUCACUGCUACAGUUUUGUACAUGUAAAUAAUUUGAUUUAUUUUAGGCAUUACCAAAUUAUGCCCAUAACUUUAGCAGACUCUAACAAUGUUAAUAAGCAGAAGUUGGUGGAAAUUGGCCCCAAGUUUACUCUACAUAUUAUUCGUAUCUUUGAGGAAUGUUUCAGAGGGAGGGUUUUGUAUGAAAAUGUAAAGUACAAGAAUUAUGUUUCCCCGCAGCAGAUGCGGAUGGAAAAGAAUGUGCAUAAGAAAAUGGAAAAUUUAAAAAAGAAGAAGAAGCUGUUUAAGAGGAUGAAGUCUAUCCGGACCCCCAUUAAGAUGGACAUAGACUUUUAG
Molecule: messenger RNA, 1795 nt
Organism: Plasmodium vivax (malaria parasite P. vivax)
Lineage: Eukaryota; Apicomplexa; Aconoidasida; Haemosporida; Plasmodiidae
Exons: 1
Coding region: 425-1795 (456 amino acids)
Biological process (GO): rRNA processing; ribosomal large subunit assembly
Cellular component (GO): nucleolus
Molecular function (GO): rRNA binding
Source: RefSeq, a predicted model, not a curated record